ACGAUAUUGCAAUGAAAAAGGUGCCGCAAUGGGAACUUGAACUAACAAAAAAACGAGGAAGAAGAGAGAAAGGAUAAUAUGGCGAUUUGCAGGUUGAAAUCUUUGGUUUCUCUUUCGAAAUGCAACUCUUUUUUUAUCUCUUCUCCGAUACGCACUUUCUCUUCAUCACAGGUUCCCCCUCCUCACUUGCAGAAUGUUGGAUUCAUUGGGCUUGGAAAUAUGGGAUCCCGAAUGGCAAAUAAUUUGAUCAAAGCUGGAUUCAGACUUACAGUUCACGACGCAAACUCUGAUGUUCUUGAGAUGUUCUCUCAGAUGGGAGUUCCCACGAAGAAAACACCUUAUGAAGUUUCAGAAGCCUGUGAUGUUGUAAUUACAAUGUUACCUUCUUCUGCCCAUGUGAUUGAUGUUUACACUGGACCAAAUGGUUUGCUUCAUGGUGGAAAACUCCUAAGGCCAUGGUUAUUGAUAGAUUCAUCAACUAUUGAUCCACAAACUUCAAGAAAUCUUUCUGCCACAGUGUCUAAUUAUAUUCUAAAAGAAAAGAAAGGUGAUUGGGAAAUGCCUUUCCAGUUGGAUGCUCCUGUAUCUGGAAGUGUUAUUGCAGCUGAAUCUGGGACACUUACUUUUAUGGUUGGUGGCUCUGAAGAAGCAUUUCUUGCUGCAAAACCCUUAUUCUUUUCAAUGGGUAAAAGUGCAAUAUAUUGUGGCAGACCAGGAAGUGGUUCUGUAAGUUACAUACUUAUAACUAAGGCAGCAAAAAUCUGCAAUAAUUUGGCUUUGGCUGUAAGCAUGCUGGGAAUAUCAGAAGCCCUUGCACUGGGCCAAUCUCUAGGUGUUUCUGCCAGCACCUUGACACAAAUAUUUAACUGCUCUAGUGCCCGUUGUUGGAGUAGUGAUGCUUACAACCCGGUUCCUGGACUGAUGGAAGGUGUGCCCUCUUCAAGGGAUUAUAAUGGAGGGUUUGCAUCAAAGCUUAUGGCUAAAGACUUGAACCUAGCAGUAGAAUCAGCUAAACUGGCUGGAUGUAAAUACCCACUAACAUCGCAAGCACAAAAGAUAUAUGCUGAGCUCUGCAGCAGUGGCCAUGAAGCCAAAGACUUUUCAUGUGCUUUUCGCCAUUAUUACUCUGGAGAGGACGAGCCCCUUGAUCAGUAAAUUACGACGCUGCGCUAGUUAUAUACAUAAAACUGUUGUGAUCCUAUUCCUUGAAUAAUUAUUAGCUUGUAUGGCAUGAAAGAUCAAUUGGACGUGAUGUGGUAACACUGAUACUCUUGUUUUCAAGUAGAAGUAACUUGUGAAAUGGCACGAUAAGCAAUAUUAAGUCACAAAUUUUAAACGCAAUAUAAUUUUUGUUUU
Messenger RNA from Abrus precatorius (Indian licorice), 1356 nucleotides. Its product is annotated as probable 3-hydroxyisobutyrate dehydrogenase, mitochondrial. The transcript has 10 exons. Gene Ontology annotation, biological process: L-valine catabolic process. NCBI's taxonomy places the organism in Eukaryota, Viridiplantae, Streptophyta, Magnoliopsida, Fabales, Fabaceae. The record is from RefSeq and is a predicted model, not a curated record. The coding region runs from base 79 to 1155 and encodes 358 amino acids. Gene Ontology annotation, molecular function: NADP binding; NAD binding; 3-hydroxyisobutyrate dehydrogenase activity.